Molecule: messenger RNA, 2043 nt
Organism: Rhipicephalus microplus (southern cattle tick)
Lineage: Eukaryota; Metazoa; Arthropoda; Arachnida; Ixodida; Ixodidae
Product: kin of IRRE-like protein 2
Molecular function (GO): protein binding
Source: RefSeq, a predicted model, not a curated record
AUGGCUGUACUCGUUAGCCCAGGCAACACCGCCCUUCUGGAGAUUACUUCUGUGGUUGGAAGUGACGCUUGGCUGCCCUGCAACGUCACGCCAACGGCUGGCAAGGAGCGUCCUGUAGCGCUCGUGCUGUGGUACAAGGACAACGCUUCGACGCCCGUCUACACGGUGGACGCCCGGUGGGGAAGCCUGCUGCAGGGGGCGCGGCACUUUCCUGGAGAGGAGGAGUUGGCCGACCGUCUCAGCUUCGACGGAGCCCACCAGCCGGCGUUGCUUCGAGUGUCACACGUGGAGCCCGAGGAUGCCGGCAUGUACCGCUGCCGUGUGGACUAUCGCCAGGCUCGCACCGCGGUCACACUGUCCCUGCUGCAUGUCAUAGUGCCUCCGCGAGCCGUAAUAGUGUUGGACGAGCACGGACAGAGGCAGGUGGACGUGCUGGGACCAUACAACGAAGGAGCGACUGUGAUGCUCGUCUGCGAAGUGGAAGGCGGUGAUCCUCCACCCGAAGCGCUUUGGUUCCGGGAUGGGGAGCUUGUGGAUACCAGUUUUUCGGUGCUGCGACCCCAGGGUGUGGUUCGCAACGAGCUGCGGCUGGGUCCACUACGACGCCGAGACCUCCUCGCCGAAGUUGUGUGCAGUGCGUCCAACACAAACCUCACGGAACCACUGACGAGCAGCCUCAGGCUUGACUUGAACCUAAAGCCGACCGAGGUGAAGGUGACACUGCCAGCGCUGUCCCUCUCCAAGUCCGGUGACUUCACCCUUGUGGCCGACGAAGUGGCCGAGGCACAGUGUCUCGCCGUGGGAGCGCGGCCGCUGGCACAGGUCGCGUGGUUCAAAGGUGGCCACCGUUUGCUGCACGACCGGCUGGUGUCGCAGGACGCCGGCUCGACGCUGAGCGCCAUCAGCUUCGUGGUGCGCCCCGAGGACCACGGUGCCGUGCUGACGUGCCGCGCCGACAAUCCGAGCCUGCCCGGCAGUGAGAUCAGCGACUCACUGAUGCUCGACGUCCAGUAUCCGCCAAGGAUGUCGCUCACAGCCUCCGACCGAAGACCACGGGAGGGUGACAACGUCACCAUGCGCUGUGACUGGAGCGCCAACCCCGCUGUAACCGCCAUCUGGUGGCGUCACGAUGGCCGCCUGUUGGAGUGGCGUGAUGAGUUUGUCGACCUGGUGAAUGUGACGAGGGCGCAGUCUGGACUGUACGAGUGUCUGGCCUCGAAUCGUCUGGGUGAAGGAUACAGCAACCAAAUUCGCCUUUCCGUGCUGUUUGCUCCCGAGUGCGCCGAGAGUCAGAAGGAAGAGUACGCGGCGUCUCCCGAGCUCCGCGUCGCAUGCGAGGUACGCGCCAACCCGAGCGAUGAGCUGCACUUCGAGUGGCUGGCCAACACCACCAAGCGCACAGGGCGCAUCAACAGCCUAGCGGUGAAUGGAACCCGCGCCCUGGCUCGGGCCGUCACCAGCAGGGAGCUCGAGUACGGCCUGCUCCUCUGCUGGGCUUCGAACAGCGUCGGAAAGCAGCGAGAACCUUGCGUCUUCCGCAUCGUGCCUCCCGCGCCGCCUGGCGAUCCUAAAAACUGCACCGUUGCCAGGAAAAGCCAUGACAGCGUUGUGGUCAGGUGUCAUUCUGGCCAUACGGGGGGUUUGCCGGUCACCUUCUUCGCCGAGCUUCUCUCCGCGAGAUCACCGUCGCCCUCUCUGCUGCUGCCGCUGACCAAUGCGACUGCUGCCCGGUGGCCAGAGUUCGAAUUCGCUGGACUACAGCCGGGAAGGGUGUAUCUCGUGCGCGUCUACGCGGCAAACUCUCACGGCCGUAGUGGCGUCAUGGAGGUUCGAUUCUCGGCAGGCCGACGACUGCUGAUCGAUUCCGAGCCCGCGGCAAGCGCUGAUGGCAACGCAACCAGCCUGCCAGGCCACGUUUUAGGCUUCCUCGGAACAGUGGUUGUAGCGCUUGCCUGCGCCAUAAUCUGCCUCACCUUUGCAAAGUACCGAAAGCACAGGCGAAAGCGUAAAGGUAUGAAAGAGACCAUCCAGCUUCAAAAGUAA